This is a messenger RNA of Coffea arabica (coffee), 1065 nucleotides long. RefSeq lists its product as uncharacterized. Lineage: Eukaryota; Viridiplantae; Streptophyta; Magnoliopsida; Gentianales; Rubiaceae. The record is from RefSeq and is a predicted model, not a curated record.
AUGUAUGAUGCUUCCACUGACCCGGAAGACCACCUCUCGGUCUUCCUGACGCACAUGCGUCUGCAAACCGCAGCGGAUGAGAUCCGUUGCAAGACCUUCCCUAUGUUCCUGAAGGGGAAAGCUCGGCUCUGGUUCCAGGGCUUGGCACCAGGGUCUAUUCGGAGUUUCCCCGAGCUGGCUAGACAGUUCGUCGCCCAAUUCGUCUCCUCGAAAACCUACGCGAAGAACGCCACCCACCUGAUGUCUAUCAGGCAGAAGCCCGAUGAGUCGCUGAGAAACUUCAUGACCUGCUUCAACGCGGAGAGCUUGCAGGUCAGGGACAAGGAUGAAAAAGUGGUAAUGGCCGCCUUCACGAACGGGCUCAGGGUAGAGGAGCUCUUCUACGAGCUGGCCAAGAAGCCUCCCGUAAACCUGGAGGAGCUCCUAACCCGGGCACACGCGGCCGCCAACGCGGAGGAGGCAGGCCGCCUGAAGAAGGAGUCAGAUCGGGAGCUCGGAAAUCGGAAGGGUCGGGCGAACCCCCAAGAGGGCAAGGACAUUCCGGCCAAGAAGAAUGUGUUUGAUCGGCUCUCGAAAGAGAAGGCGCCUGCUCCGCCGCCACUCCCAGAGAAGAGCUACACCCCUCUGACACGGCCUAGAGCUCAGAUCUUGGCUGUUAUGGAGGCGGAAGGGCUGGGAGAUCGGCCGCCUAAGAUGGGGACACCUCGGAACAAGAGGAACCAGGACCGGUACUGUGCCUUUCACCGUGACGUGGGACAUGACACGGAGGGAUGCUGGGCCCUACGGAAGGAGAUCGAGGAUCUGAUCCAGCGAGGUUUUCUGGGACGGUUCGUACGCCAUGGCAGGUCGGGCCAGGAGUUCGGGCGCCAUUAUUAUGGAGACCGGCGUGAGGGACAGCGCCGCGACCGCCCUGAGCGGCGUGACGCUCCUCGGGGCCACUCUCCAGACCAGGGCAUCCAGAACUUGACGGGGGUGAUCAACACCAUUGCCGGAGGCCCCACGGGGGGGACAGCCAUACAUCUCGGAAGAGCAAGCGACCGCCCCCCGAAGGGGACGACUCCUUGA